Australozyma saopauloensis is the source of this 1905-nucleotide messenger RNA. RefSeq names its product TLD domain-containing protein. The transcript has a single exon. Lineage: Eukaryota; Fungi; Ascomycota; Pichiomycetes; Serinales; Metschnikowiaceae. The record is from RefSeq and is a predicted model, not a curated record. Bases 1 to 1905 code for a protein of 634 amino acids.
AUGGGACAAGCGACUAGCUCUCACAAAGAAACUGAUCAUGUACAAGAAGAUCAUCUGAAACUGGAAUUGCACUUCUUGUUUCAACUCAGGCUCACGCAGCUCCUAGGACCGGAUGAACUAGCGAUUCUAUCAGAGAGGUUGCUUAAAUAUGAUACUGAUGGCAAAGGUUUCAUAUCUACGGGAUAUUUGGAGAGAUUAUGCUUGUUAGGAUUGAGUCGAGACGAAUUUGCUAAAGAGGACUUUUCAUCGAAUCGGGGUUCAUUCUAUAAUGUUUUUCAAUCUAUUCACGACUCUUUCGUGGUUUUGAGUCAGCUACCGUUUCUAAACGACAGCAUGAGUAUGCUUGGAGACAAAAACCUAGAUCUGAAAGGAGUCGCCAUGGCUGCUGCUAUAUUUUCAGGAAAAUUGAGCAAGAUAUGGCCCCAAAGUGAUGUUUUUACCUUAUUGUUUGUGUCUUUAGCGGUGGGUCUGACUGAAAUGAUUGAGAAAAAUUCUCAACCGCAGAUGUCUUACUCAGUAGACGUCUUGAAAGCACUGUCUGAACAUGAAGGAGACAAUCUGGACCCUGCUAUUCUAAGCAAAAGAAUUCGAUGGCGAACAUUUGAGUCAUUGAACAACUUAGAUGACCUCGAUGUCCAGUCGUUGUCAUUAGCUGCAUCGGAGCUUUUGCAUUUGGUAGCGUUCUUUCUUCUCUUCAGCUCAUUGACGCCAAAAGCGCACCAUCUAAUGCGUAAAGAACUUGUUGAGAAAAUACAGCAGUGGGACCUGUAUCUACAAAGUGCAUUACCUGUCUUGAGGGCCAUUGAUCCCACCAUCAACGAUCGUAACUUGAAGUCCAAGUCGGUAUACCUUGAACAAUUGAGAUGUAGCGAGGGAGUGGGCUUGCCAGCUUUUAUGGUGAGGACCAUGCUGUUAUUGGUCAAGUUCGGACUCUUGCUGCUGGUCAGUGAAACUUCGGAAAACGAGAGGGGCAUGCAAUUUGUCGAAAGCAAAUCAAAAAAAGUCACAACUGCAAAAUCUCUAUUUGCCGAGACUAGACUAACGAAGUACUCGACAAUAUCAACUAUUGCUAUGGCACUUUCAACUCAAGAGGUGGGUGCUGAAAUUUCAUCAGAGAACCUUAUCGAAUUGUAUAGUGGAUCAAAGAGUGGCUUUUCCAUUCGUUCGCUUGAGCUGAAGAUUUUCAAAUGGCAAGCAGCUACACUUCUUUUGGUCUCGGGCAAGCGCAUCAAGCAGAAGACAAUGGAGACAAAUCGCAGGUAUCAGACAUUUGAUUUGGAGUACCCGCGCUAUUUCAGAUCAAAUGAAAAUCGACACCGUGAUUGGCAGGCUUCGAAUGAUACCAUUACUUACGCUGUAUACCUUAAUCAUCCCUGGGUUAAUUCAAACAAGAGCAAUUUCGGAGAUGAGAGCACUACAAUUAUUUCAUUGCAACCGCGGCUUGAUGUCUUUACAUCAAGAAAAUCUCUGGUGCUCGGGGGAAAGCUGGUUUACUUCAACAACUUAGGUAUGGGACUCGGUUUUGGGAACGAGCAGCCAAUUAACAAAAAUACGAGCCGCAAAUAUCUCCCUGGAUCGAUUUCAUUCACCAUAGAAGCUAAUUUGGAGUUCGCAAUAUUCCGGCAUCUUCCUGGCUCCUCCUCUAGUGCAUCUCAGUUCUUCAACACUUCAAAGGAUGCAACUAUCGCAUCUCAAGACUAUGAAGACCGUUUCACAAUCACUGACUUAGAGGUUUGGGGUGUUGGACUGAUGAAAGAGUUGGAGGAACAAAAGAAACAAUGGGAAUGGGAGGAGAAGCAAGCGUUGGCAAGACAAAGCGUCAAUAUAAGAAACCUAGGAGAAGACCGCGCUUUUCUCGAAAUGGCAGGAUUGGUUGGAAAUCAUGCAGGUGGUGGUUCUAUGUAA